UUUAGAUAGCAAAGGAUACGCUUGCUUUCUUGAUUUCUCGGCGAAAUUUGAACGGUGAUGGAAUUGCCACUAGAAUACUUCAUAUUAUUGCUGAUAUUGAUAUUUUUUGGAACUAUAGUUAAUAUAAUUCAGACAAUUUGGAAGCUUCUUGUUCACUUUUUCGCACCAGAAAAGUGUGAUCUUAAAAACAAGUAUGGAGAUUGGGCAGUUAUUACUGGAUCCACCGAUGGCAUUGGAAAGGAAUAUGCCAAAGAAUUGGCAAAAAGAGAUUUGAAUGUUGUGCUUGUGAGUAGGACUUUGGAAAAACUGAAACUGGUGAAAAACGAAAUAGAAGAGAUAAACCCCGCGGUGGAGGUCCGAGUGAUCCAAGCGGACUUUAGCAAGGGAAAAAAUGAGUUGACGCGAGUUGAAGCAGAGCUUAAAAAUAUACCCGUUGGGAUAUUGGUGAACAAUGUCGGAAAAAUGACAGACAGCCUGGAGUACCACGAUAAAAUUUCCGAGGACGACGUGUGGGACAUGAUUACCAUAAACGAUUGCGCGACGGCGAAAAUGACCCACAUGGUUAUCGACCAGAUGAAGAAGCGCCGCAAAGGUGCCAUAAUCAACGUGUCGUCGGCCACGGAUUUAACGCCCAUUCCGUUGCAAGCCGUUUACGCGGCCAGUAAAAUAUUCGUCACGUAUUUCUCGGACGCCAUUAGGCUCGAGUACGCCAAGUAUGGGAUAACCGUGCAAUGCCUCUCGCCGUUUUACAUCAACACCAAGAUGCUUGGGUUCGCGCCAACAGUUCAGAAUCAUUUUGUUAUCUUCCCCAACGCCGAAAAAUACGUGAAAAGUGCCAUAAGAACUUUAGGAUUGUUAAACUCGACGUCUGGAUAUUGGAUUCAUGAUGUAUUGACGUCACUCGUAAAGUUGCUACCGAUGUGGGCUAGGAUGAGAUUUAUGCUUUAUUUCAAUCGUUAUCUGCGUUACGACUAUUCACGAAGACAGAAAGAGAAUGGGGAAUGAAAAAAUUAACGUUGUUGAUGCAGCUAUACGACAGAGUAUAACACUUUUGUGAUAAACUAAUUAAAAAUAAAAUUCUAAUUAAAAAAAAAAAAAAAAAAAUGAAAAUAUUACAUCGAAGAUAUUUUGUUGGUCGGUAAAUUUUGUACAAAGAAUAAAAAUAAAAAAUUGUGAAGCUA
Molecule: messenger RNA, 1181 nt
Organism: Copidosoma floridanum
Lineage: Eukaryota; Metazoa; Arthropoda; Insecta; Hymenoptera; Encyrtidae
Product: hydroxysteroid dehydrogenase-like protein 1
Cellular component (GO): endoplasmic reticulum
Molecular function (GO): oxidoreductase activity
Source: RefSeq, a predicted model, not a curated record